AAGGAGAGGAGGGUCAGCUGACAGCCGUCGCCAUCGUCUGCAGUCGCUGUCAUCUUCUGCAAUCGGCAUCCUUAAAAAAAUGGCAAACGUUUUUGAGAUACUAUGUUGACGAUAAGCCGUGAAAAGCUGUCGACGAAGUGUUUAGCAGAAUAGUCAUGGGUAACUCAUCUUCCAAAUCCAGUGCCAAAAAAAUAUCCACACAAAGUGGCCAGUUGGUUAACUUCAUUGAACACUCUCAGAUGGAGACUGAGCAAAGUCUGGCAGCUCUAGCACAGCAGAAGGAAAGAAGAAGAACGGAAUUACUGGCUUUUGAAGAACAACAGGCAAAACGGUUGGCAGAAGAAGCCCAACUUAAAAAUUUCUCUCAAGCAAAUCAUAACAAGUUUCUGAAGCAUAUUACUGAAAGCCAAAAAGAAGUUGAAAGUCGACUUGCAGAGAUUCAUCAGCAACAGGAAGCAUCAAGGCAAAAGUUUUCAGAACAGCUUUAUAAAACUGAAGCUGAAAUGGAAGCCAGUAUUGUUUAUGUAUUAAAAAAUAUCCAGGCCCACAGAGAUCAGAUACAACUUCAGGAUCUAGUAAAAGCAGAAGAAAAUCAAUGUCAUUGCCUACUGGCCCUCAAGUUAGAAGAAUUCAAGAAUCUUAGAAAAGAAGAUAUUUUGAAUGCUAUGAAAACCCAGCUUGAACAAGACAUAUCCAGUCAGAAAACAAUGUUGAAUAAAACCCUAUUCAAUGUGGUGCAAAUGGAGGAUGAAGUAAAAAAUCGUCAGAUUGACCAAAUUUUGCAGCAUCGGCAAAAAGACCAAGCUGCUCUAGUCAUGUCGUUAUUAGAAGAAGAAUCUUGGCAGUACCAAGCGUUUUCGUCAUUGUUAUCCCAGCGUGAUCGGCGGACCACCCAGCUUAGCGAAGAUAUUCGAGCCGUAGUAGAUAAACUUAAUCAGCUUACCGCUUGGGAAUUACAGCGCAAAAGCAGGCAAAUCGAUAUUACUAACAACUUGCUCUCGGAAAAUCGUAUACAACUGGCUGACUUGCUUUCCCAGUUAAUAGAGCAACAGCAGCUGCGUCGUAAAGAUCUAAAACACCUCUUGGAAGAAAUGGAAGUCCAGCGACAGAACCAAGCGGCCGACUAUUGGCUUGUCCAGUAUCAGCGUCUAAUCGAUAACAUGCCUGAUAAUAUUCAACAUGCACAACAGUAUCUUCCAAGUGCGCCUUCCUCUGUACUCGAUGAUGAGGAGGUGGCAUCCGCUCCUCCGAUGGAAGUUUUUAUGGAAACUAAUUGCGUCAUAUGCUUGGACAGUUCAUGCCAAGUUAUAUUCCUUUCUUGUGGACACUUAUGUUGUUGUUCUGGAUGUGGCAACAAGCUAAAUCAAUGCCCAAUGUGCCGGGCAACCAUCGUUAAACGACUGCAGGUUCACUCAUAAUGUUAUUUAUUUGCUUUUUAGCUUUUCAUCGGUCAUAUCUUUGUGCCUUUGGCAUCCUAAAAAAAAUGUUUUCUUCAUUUUUAUCUUGUCUGUUGCUACUGUCGUUUCGAGACGUAAAUCACACUUUAAUUUUCACAGUAUACAAACUAUUUGAGGUCGUGUUUUUUUUUCUUUUAUUAAUUUUUUUGUCGUGCGAAUACAAAUUUUAUCACACA
Molecule: messenger RNA, 1633 nt
Organism: Daphnia pulex (common water flea)
Lineage: Eukaryota; Metazoa; Arthropoda; Branchiopoda; Diplostraca; Daphniidae
Product: E3 ubiquitin-protein ligase LRSAM1-like
Exons: 8
Coding region: 156-1418 (420 amino acids)
Source: RefSeq, a predicted model, not a curated record